Molecule: messenger RNA, 2182 nt
Organism: Humulus lupulus (European hop)
Lineage: Eukaryota; Viridiplantae; Streptophyta; Magnoliopsida; Rosales; Cannabaceae
Product: bZIP transcription factor 29-like
Exons: 5
Coding region: 217-1863 (548 amino acids)
Biological process (GO): regulation of DNA-templated transcription
Cellular component (GO): nucleus
Molecular function (GO): DNA-binding transcription factor activity
Source: RefSeq, a predicted model, not a curated record
UAUCAUUACUACUACAUUGUAUUACAUUGUGCUGUCUGAACAGAGCGAGAGCGAGAGCUUUCACUGCGGCGAAAACAACGUUUAGGACAGUUUUUCUUUGGGUUUACUACUUUCAUAGCUCUGUUCGGACACUCAUACCACUCGACUCGAUUUCCCUCACAACUUCACUGCCCCGCUAGGGUUUAUCUCGCCAGGUUUUAGCUUUUGAGAUAGAAAAUGGAGGGUACUAGUGAAACUAUGCAACGGCCUAAUAAUUCUGCAUUUGGUUUCGGGACAUCUCAAAUGGGGAUUCUUCCUUUGGGUCAAUUAUCGCCUAACUUGAGUCCCGAUGGCAGUAAGAGACCCGGUAUACCCCCUUCGCACCCGAAUAACCCGAUGAUUCAUUCACUGCCAUACUCGAAGGGUGCAGGGGUUCGAUCGGGCAACUGGCAAUCGACUCCGCAGAAUACGAGUCCAGGGCCGUCUCAUACCAGGUCUUUGUCCCAGCCUUCGUUUUUCUCGCUUGAUUCCUUGCCGCCACUAAGUCCUUCGCCUCAUCGUGAGCCGUCACAUUCCUCACUGUCUGACCCAGCUUCGAAUGAUGUUACCAUGGAGGAAAAUGUUGUGAAUUCUAAUUCCCAGUCGCUUCCUUCGCCUGUUAACCGAGGUGGUGCGUUUCGGGCCGGUGACAGCCUUCCUCCUCGGAAGGGGCAUAGGCGUUCCAGUAGUGAUAUUCUUUUGGGAUUUUCUGCUAUGAUUCAGUCUUCUCCUCAAUUAAUUCCCAUUUCUAGUCGGGGAGUUUUUGAUGGAGCUGUUUCUGGCAGAGAGAACCCGAAUCAGUUGGUGAAACAGGAGCAUAAUAAGGAUAAUGGUAACAAUACUGCCAACGGGAUGGAGGAUAAAAGAUCUGACGGGGAGGUUGCCGAUGACUUGUUUAGUGCAUACAUGAACUUGGAAAACAUCGACAAAGUGAACUCAACUGGUACUGAGGAUAAGGAUUUCGAUAGCAGAGCAAGCGGCUCGAAGACAAAUGGAUGUGAAAGCAGUGAUAAUGAAGUGGAAAGUAGUAUUAAUGCGAAUCCCAACAGCAUUUCAGGGUCAAGUUCUGGUUUUGCAAAUGGAAAGAGGGAAGGAGUGAAGAGAGCUGCUGCUGGAGAUAUUGCACCAACUUCCAGACACUAUAGAAGUCUUUCCAUGGAUAGUUAUAUGGGAAGUUUGCAAUUUGAUGAUGAAUCGCUGAAGAUCCUUCCACUGGGAACUGGGGCGAGUCUACAAUCACCUAACAGUUUGGUUGAUGGGAACUCAACUAAGUUUGGUAUGGAGUUUGGAAAUGGCGAAUUCAGUGCGGUUGAGUUGAAAAAGAUUAUGGAAAGUGAAAAGCUCACUGAGAUAGCUUUAUCAGAUCCCAAACGAGCCAAGAGGAUCUUGGCUAAUCGACAAUCAGCUGCUCGUUCAAAGGAGCGGAGGUCGCGUUAUAUUUCGGAAUUGGAACAUAAAGUUCAAACUCUGCAGACAGAAGCAACAACUUUGUCUGCUCAGGUUACAAAGUUGCAGAGAGAUUCUGUGGGUCUUACGAGUCAAAAUAGUGAGUUGAAAUUUCGUGUUCAAGCAAUGGAGCAACAAGCCCAGUUGAAAGAUGCUUUAAAUGAAGCGCUGAGUGCUGAAGUCCAGCGUCUAAAGCUUACAGCUGCAGAGCUUAGUGGUGAAGCUCAUCUCUCGAAUUGCAUGGCUCAGCAGCUUUCAAUAAAUCAACAAAUGUACCAGAUGCAGCACCGGCAGUCGGUCCAGCUGAAUCUUUAUCAGAUGCAACAACAGCAACAGCCCAAUGAGAUGUCUUCUCAGCCGCGUAAUGGUAAGGUUGCUGAGCAUGAGUCCAAUCAAUAGGGGAGGCUGGCCAGUUCAACAAUUGUCCUGUGAUUAUUCAAAAGUUGCAAAGUGCGUGCACGUUUUGUUCUUUUGUUUGUUUUUGUUUUUGUUUUUUUUUUUUUGAAAUAAUGGUGGUAAUUAGUAAAGAAUGGGUAUAUAUAUAUAUGAGGCUCUACAUUACAUUGUUUAAAAGUUACUCAAAAUAUUCUUUCUUCUUCAUCUUCUUCUACAGUGGGUUGGUAAAUCUUGUUAAGACACGAUUGGGAUUUAUAUCAAACUUCUUAUUCGGUUAUUUCUUCCAUCAUGAAACAAUUCAAGAUUGUGCUUGGAAACUGAA